Messenger RNA from Caretta caretta (loggerhead turtle), 11534 nucleotides. It is a transcript of the gene RXRA, whose product is annotated as retinoid X receptor alpha. Gene Ontology annotation, cellular component: nucleus. Gene Ontology annotation, biological process: regulation of DNA-templated transcription. Gene Ontology annotation, molecular function: nuclear steroid receptor activity; sequence-specific DNA binding; zinc ion binding. The record is from RefSeq and is a predicted model, not a curated record. NCBI's taxonomy places the organism in Eukaryota, Metazoa, Chordata, Testudines, Cheloniidae.
UUGUUGGGUGAGUUUGAAACAACUCCCCCUGCCUUGGGCUUACACACACUGUGACUGGAUUUCCUAUCCCCCCCCGCCCCCCGCUCCCGGGCCGUGUGCCUUCUGCUGCUGCUUACUGUUAAAUCCAUGCAAAGCUGCAGUCUUUGAUUGUUUUUUUGCCUCCCCCCCCCCCCAGUUUUUUUUUCCUCUCUUUUGCUUUGAUUUCUGCGCGCGCGUGUGUGUGUUUUGCCUCCACCGAUCUUCACAAAUCGUUCUGGCAUGAGUUAAACACCCGAUAUGGACACCAAACAUUUCCUGCCACUGGAUUUUUCUACUCAAGUCAAUUCCACGUCCCUGAACUCUCCAACUGGCCGGGGGCCUAUGGCCGCACCUUCCCUCCAUCCAUCCAUCGGGCCAGGCAUUGGCUCCUCGCUGGGCUCUCCGGGUCAGCUCCAUUCGCCCAUCAGCACUCUGAGCUCCCCCAUCAAUGGCAUGGGCCCUCCUUUCUCUGUCAUCAGCUCCCCCAUGGGGCCUCACUCAAUGUCUGUCCCUUCGACUCCCAGCCUUGGAUUCGGAACUGGCAGCCCACAGCUCAAUUCUCCGAUGAACCCCAUCAGCAGCACAGAAGAUAUUAAACCACCCUUGGGACUCAAUGGAGUUCUUAAAGUGCCAGCACACCCCUCAGGAACCAUGGCCUCCUUCACCAAGCACAUAUGUGCCAUCUGUGGGGACAGAUCUUCAGGUAAACAUUACGGGGUGUACAGCUGCGAGGGCUGCAAAGGUUUCUUCAAGCGUACAGUGCGGAAGGACCUCACCUACACCUGCCGCGACAAUAAGGAUUGCUUGAUUGACAAGCGCCAGCGGAACCGCUGCCAGUAUUGCCGGUAUCAGAAGUGCCUGGCUAUGGGCAUGAAGCGAGAAGGGAUGGAGCACCAUCCAUCCCGGCCCACAAGACUUCUGGGAAGCCAAGAAGAACAAGCUGUGCAGGAGGAGAGGCAGCGAGGGAAGGACCGAAAUGAGAACGAGGUGGAGUCAACAAGUAGCGCCAAUGAGGACAUGCCCGUGGAGAAGAUCCUGGAAGCUGAACUCGCAGUGGAGCCAAAGACAGAGACAUACAUUGAGGCAAAUAUGGGCUUGACUCCUAGCUCGCCCAAUGACCCGGUAACCAACAUAUGCCAAGCGGCAGAUAAACAGCUCUUCACCUUGGUGGAAUGGGCAAAGAGAAUUCCCCAUUUUUCAGAACUGCCGUUGGAUGACCAGGUCAUCUUACUCAGAGCAGGCUGGAAUGAGCUUCUAAUCGCCUCCUUCUCCCACCGUUCCAUAGCUGUGAAAGACGGGAUUCUCCUGGCCACUGGCCUCCAUGUGCAUCGGAACAGCGCUCACAGUGCAGGAGUCGGCGCCAUCUUUGAUAGAGUACUGACAGAACUCGUGUCAAAAAUGCGAGACAUGCAGAUGGACAAGACGGAGCUGGGCUGCCUGCGAGCCAUUGUCCUCUUCAACCCUGACUCGAAAGGACUCUCCAACCCCGCUGAGGUGGAGGCUUUGCGUGAGAAGGUGUACGCGUCACUAGAGGCAUACUGCAAACACAAAUACCCCGACCAGCCUGGAAGGUUUGCGAAACUCUUGCUUCGCCUCCCCGCCCUCCGAUCCAUUGGCCUGAAAUGCCUGGAGCACCUGUUCUUCUUCAAGCUAAUAGGAGACACGCCCAUCGACACCUUCUUGAUGGAGAUGCUGGAAGCACCCCACCAAAUGACAUAGAGAAUCUCAGCUGGGUCAGUCCCUUCACCCAGCAGGGGCCUCAGCAGCCUCCUCCCACCUCCACUCUUCCUCUUCCUCCUCCCUCUCCCCAGUGCCAGAGACCCCAUCCGCUCUUCUCUGUCUGACCCAGGGUGACACCCCGCUGGCCCUUGCCUCCUCGUCACACUGACUUCUGCUCAUUUUGUCACCGCUGCAUCGAAGGGGCUGACGAUUGUUUUACUAUUUUAGAUGUAGAGAGGUGGGAUGUAGCGUUUCAGAAGCAAACAACCCCCCUGCUCCGCCUCCUGGCACACCUGAGUUUGAAGCCAAACUGAAGGCCAGGCUUCUCAGCUCCCUGUCUGCCCCUGCCGUAGUUGGGUUUGGAUUUCUGCAUGUGGCUGAGAUGAUUGGUUGGAAGCAGGCAGCGGGGUUGAUCCCACCCAUAGGAACUCUGAGCUGCUGGGGUUUGGAUGGACUGGGGGAGUGGUUUAAUCCUGCUUACCCACAGCUGGAUAUUUUCAGAGGAUGGAGUUUUUGAAAGAGGAAAGAAUAUAUAUUUUUGGUUUCUAACAAUUAGUAUUUACUUCUCUCGAGGAAAGCCGCUCUGGAAUGGCCCCUGCCAUGUCGCGAAUGAGGAUUUUUUGCAGAGCCUUCUCUUUUAAAUGAAAAGCAGGGGAUUGUGCGAUUGAUCGCUUAUCCCCUUCACCCUCCCCAAACUAAUGACCUGAACGGAGAGAUGACCAGUCACACCGAGAGACUGAGCCCCCCUCUGUGUGUGGAGGGCAGUGUGGACGGCGGUGACUUCAGUGCCCUGCUUUCCUUCUGGAAAAGCAACAGCGUGUCAUGAUUUUUCCAAAGAUGACUAUUCUCUCAGUUGUGGAGCUAGCCAAUCAAAACACGAACCAUCCGGAUUGCACAAGUCUGUAGCGGUUGCUUUAAGGCUGCAGUGAUUCCAAUUCCCACUCCCUCCUAAGAGUCUUACUGGGAUCCCUACCUCUCCCUUAACACGCAGGCAUUCGUCAUGACCCAUAACGCUACGUGCAUUUCACAUUCUGGUGUCCACGCACACUUGCUCAAUCAGGCCAAGCAAACUGGUUGAUGUUAGAUUGUCAGGGCUUCUGGGAGAGCCAGUUUGCCUGGCAGUAGGACUGAUGGCAGAGUGGUGCGAAUAACCGAUUCUUCAGCUCACGUGUACGUCGAUAGGGCCCAAUUCAUCACCGUUUUGCAAAUCAUUGACACCAGUGUAAAAUGUUACCACCCUCAUCUGACGAUUUGGCAGCAUGGGUGUAGAUGACUGCACAGGGUGCCAGGCAAUGAUAAAUUGGGCCUUAGGGCAGCACUUAAUUGGUGAGAUUGAUUGGUGAAGUGAGGGCUGUGCCUUCCCCAAAACUCUUCCCCGUCUGCUCUAGUUAUUGAUUUUUGUGGGUGAUUUGGUGCUCCCCACAGGGAUCAGGAAAUGGGGCUGCAGCUCUGUCCUAGUGGCCAAAAAGGUGAUUUUCCAUUUUCUGGUUAAAUAUUACAUUUACCAUCUCAGGAUAGAGAUUUCAAAGAAAUCCCCUCAUCCUCCCCCCGCAAAAAACCCUUUUGCUUUCUCCAUUGGACUCUCGCACCAUUUUCUUAGAACAACACGUGAUGAGCAUUCAGGAACACCUCCAUUUUGGAAGGGCCCGGGCAGGAAACCUUUGCCAUGCCUGGGGAGAUAUCCGAGAACAGCAGGGAGCACUGAAGGGACUACUUACCUUUGCAGUACCUUUGGCUGAUAUUCCAUGUUUCUGUGGUAAUUCUGAGGGAAGCUGUAUUAUAAAAAUUCUGCUUUAGCCAGGAAACAAAAAUGCAGUAACUUUAGCUUGAUCACUCAAAAAUCUCUGAAACCUGUCAAAAAUCUCUGAUCUCUUGGACAGCAAGGUGGCUGGUGGGUUUUUAGGUAAUUCCCUAAAUGCUUCGAUCCUAGAAACACAACCACUGAGGAGCAAUUACUUGCUGAUCAGAGAUACUAAUAAGAUCUUAUCUAGCCCAUUCAUUCGAAAGCAGGAUCGUUCCCUACAGUCUAUUCCCCAGAAUUCUGUCCAGUCCAGUUUGAAAUGACCUGAACAACUAGGACUCCACCACUUCCCUGAGUAGGGAGGUUAUUUCACAGUCUGCUGGAUCUCACUUUUACAGAUUUUUCCAGCUCUUCAGCCUGUUGGCUGAUUGUCCCAGGCAGCAGGAGACGCUUUAAAAAAUGUGUGGGGAAGGUGGAUCAGUUUUUUUGUUUUUUUUUUUUAACAGACUGCUGGUUUCUCACUUAAUCCCUGUGCAUUUGCCAAAACACAGCACUGCACAAACUCUGGGGAACAUCCUCAGGGUUCUUAGGGGGCAGCGAAUCAGCCAGGUGUCGCCUGAGGCCAAGCUAGAAAACAAAUUAAAAGGAAAAGCAGAAGAAACAAUGAAGUAUCUUGCUGAUUUUUUUUCAGAGGAAAGUAGCUAUUCUUAACACACGAAAGGAGCAUUUGGGCCAAGCCAAGAACGAGAUGCCUGCAGUUGGCUCCCUACCAGGGACUUCCCUGCUACUUUUAUUUGGUUUGUGCUUUAAAAUGACAAAUUAUUAGCAUCCAAAACUUUCUUCUCCUGCCCCAUUCGUUACAACUGGCUCUUUAAAUAGCUGCUUUGUGUCUCAGUCAAGUGUGAUCAAGCAAAUCCAACCCUGGGCUAUUACCUGUGUUCAUUCAGAGGCAUGGUUGAUACUCAAUCUUGCAGCUGCUGCCCACUUUCCAAACAUGCUGGCAGUUCAAAUUCCAUCAGCUAAUAAGGCCAUCUUGUAGUUAAACAAGGAUUUCAGGUCAUAACUGACCCCCAGGCCAGCCUGAAGUGUCAACUCCACAGAGGCAGGGAACGUGUUUGGCUGCGUUUCUUUGGCAGCCUGGGCGCUGCUGAAAAUAUUAUUAAACAGCUUCGUCCUGGAAGAAUUUGCCAAGGAAACAAGGCAAGAGAACAUAGUUAUCUAGAGGAUGCCAAUGUGGACCAUCAUGGUCUAUGCAUUUCCAUCGGAAGCGUGAGAGAGCGGUCAGCAGGGGAUUGCGGGUACCUGUAAACUUCCUACCAGGCUGGCACAUGGGAUCUGAGCCCAAAAGCAUCAUGGUUAUUUUUUAACCAGCAUUUUGGAUCACCAUCCCUGUCAUUGCUACUGAAUCUCAGGUGUUUAAACAUUUUAGGAGUCUAAGAAGCCUGGAUUAUGUGUUAUGUCUGCCUAGAGCCUGCUUGCCCGAGAAUAUCAGGGUGCUUUAUUAAAGAGCCCAUUGAAUCUAGCACUGUAAUAAACCUUUACUCUUGUUUAUCUCCAUUGGGCAGAACCCCCUUUUUUUUCAAUUGGAUGCUUGAAAGGAGCUGUGUUGGGACUGGAAGUCUGAGUUGCUGUUUGUUUUUCUAGGUUGCAAAUGUGAGCUCUUAGCCAGCUUUUCAUCAGCCGUCAGAAGGAGCUAGGGAACAGGGGCUGGUUUAGGCCAAAGACGGACUUGUGCGGGGGGGAUGACGACUUCUGAGCCCCCCUGGGGAAAGGUGGGCAGAGCUGCGAUCUAAUGAGCAUUCAGCACAUCUCACCCACAUUAAUGUAGAACUACAUCUGAGUCUAAACGGCUUCCCCAGCUCUUCAGUAAAUAAAUAGUACAGUAUCCUAGAGCAAUAGCGUCAAACACUGCAGUACCAGUAUUAGAAACUUGAGCAUCCCUGCAGAAUACUGUAGAGUAAAGAUGAAGUAUCAUCCAGCAGUUACAGCAGGCGGUUUGGCAGUCAGGACUCCUGCCAGUGACUUGUUGCGUAACCUUGGGCACGUUUCUGUGCCUUGGUUUUCCUUUCUUUAAAAUGAGAAUAAUAAUAAUAAUGCCUCCUAAGCAUGGAGCAUGAGGUUCUUUUUAAUUUCGAGGGGUGUUUCAGCAGAGGUAGAGACAGAUCUUCAACUGGUGCAGAUCGGCAGAGCUGCAUUGACGUCAGUGGGGGCUAUGGUGAUUUGUACCAGCUGAAGAUCUGGCCCCCAGGGAGUCGAGGAAGCAUUUGUAGGAACGUAUUUUACCCUGAACAAACAUGAACGACCCAUUUCAGGACCUGCAAGCAACAGUUACCAAAAUCAAAUGCCAACCCAAAUGUUCCCGACCCUGCUUGUUCCCCAGCUGCAGUGACACAGAAGCCCACAUGGGCUCUGUGACUUUUGCAGCAGCAGCAGCAGCCUUAAAGUGACCUGCUUUUACUUGGAUUUAAUUGACUCCUUCAUUUGUAUCUUCCUUCACGUUGGUUUUUUUCCCCCUCCUCAUCAUUAUAAUUAUUAUAACUAUAAUACAUGCUUGUUUGAAGAGGUGAUACAUGGGUAAAAAAGGAAAGGCACAUUAUUCACUAGAAAGCUAGGACUUUUACUUAACCAGACAUUAGUAUUCUCGCAAAAUCUGGUUCGAUUAAGGUGAUUUAUUUUUUAAUUCUUGGUUGGUUUUUUUUAUUAUUAUUAUAUUUGUUUGGUGGGACAAUCUUUAAUUUUCUAAAGAUAGCACAAACAUCAGCUCUUCAGCCACCCACCUACCACACUGGAUGUUCUUCGCUGCCUUGUGUGUGUGUUUCCACUGGAUCCUGGAACAAACUGAGCUUAAAUCAAUGUGCAUUUUAGGAUGUUUCCUCAAGAAGCCGUUGCACCUUCCCCCCCACUUUCUUCUCCCCCAAUCCCUAACUCCCAAACACCCACUUCAUGUAAAACCUUCACUGCGGAACUAUUUGCGUGAAAGGCCUUGAAAACAUACAUGUACUGUAUACUUAGGCAACAUACAGUGUAACUGGCCCCAUGGUUCCUGGCAGCCAAGCUGAUCUCUGCACUUUCAACCUUUAGACAGCGGUUUCAACUCAAAUCUGCGUCACAUCCAUUGAAGGGGAACGUUCCAGCCUAAACCCAGAGAAGUCUGCGGCGGGGGAAAAGUAAUACAUCAGAUUGGUUUUGUCUCAAAGGUCCAGGACUGGAAAAGCAAAUUGGCUACACCCCCAGUCCCUGGAGUUCUCCAGUGAACUGUAAGAUCCAGUCUCUCUGAGUCGUAUAUUUCUUUGGAACAGACUGCAGCCCACUUGCGUAACUGAAGAAUAUAUUCAGCCACCCAUCCUUUGACUCUUUGCCUGCUCAUCCCUUCCCACACUGCCACCACCCAUCAGCCCGUUGAAAUCAGUGCGGGUUAAGUGGCACACAUCCAGCAGCAAAGCUGACACAACCUUCUACCUGGACUGUUCAGCAGCCCUGAAGUGAUUUGCUCUUUUCCAAAGGGCAAGAGGAACUUAAAUGUUUGUAAUCAGCAAAUGAACAAAGGCUGGUUCUUCAUCAUCAGAGCAGGACCAAAGGAACCACACCUGACCACCAAUCUCCCAGUCAACAUUUUGGCACUCUUUGAGGACAAUCCUAAAUGGUGGUGGUAGAAGUGGGGUCAAGGAUGGAGACAUGUGACCUUGUAGCUGGCCCCUGUUACCAGCUGUGGCUAAAUAGCUGAUGAUGUCCCCAUCAGUGACCAGAGUGCAUGAUCUAUUUUAAGUUGAUACAUAUGUGUGUGUGUAUACAUGUAUGUACUGUAGAUAUAUACACUGUAUAAAUAUCCUCACUCACAUAUACAUAUAUUAUAACCGUAGCAAAUUACAGACUUUUUGUUUUCUUUAAUUUGAUUCUUUUUUUUUUCUCAUACAUUUUUGCUUCAUGUAAGCAAGUACAUUGUAUCAGAACCCCUUCUGGAUUGGCUUGCACCAAGACCGGAUCUUUAUAACUCAAGACAAAGGAAAUGCAUCUAUUUUAAGAUGCUAUUUUUUUUUUUUUUUUUAGAAGCAGGUGAUUUGACUAAAAUAGCUUUAGCAAUUCCCAACACUUAGCGAGAGAUGCCUUAGCUAUGGGGUGCAUAGCUAAAAUAAAAUAAAAUGUAGAAAGAAUUACAAAAAUAAAAAAACAGAAAUAAAUAAAAAAGAAGAUAAGGAAAAAAUAUCUAAAUCAUCAAUAAAGUUUAAAAAAUCUAUUUUUGUACAAAUGUAAUUUUAUCCCUUACAUAUUCUUUGUUUUAUUUCUGCUUCUAUAGAGAUUGUUGUAAACUCUUUCUCUCUGUAUAGAUGUUCCACCAAAGGGACGGAAACCUGAAUGAGAGGGAGAAAAAAUUGACAGUGUUUUAAAGGCUUUCUAUGAAAUCUCUUUGGAAAUAUUUUUUUUAAUGGACUUUUUAUUCUUUCCCCCACCACUUCUGAAAAAAAAAUUUUUUUGGUCUCUUGUCAUGUUUAUCCGGCGUUCCUGCAGGUCUGUUUUACUGUGAAAUCACUACCGUAUAUUAUUGUUCACACACACACAAAAUGCUGCUGGAAACGCCAGUAUUUUGAUGAACAAUUGUAUUAGAAUUGUAAAAAAAAAAAAAAAAGAGGAAAAAAAAGAGGAAAAAAAAGAAAAUAUACGAGCGUUUUAAAAUAUAAUCUGGUUCAAGCCCUCUUUUGUUCUUAAUGGGUGUUCUUUGAUUUACUCUUUAAAGACCUGAUCCCAACCCCAUUGAAGUCAAUGUAAAUACUCUCUCAUUGACUUCCCUGGGCUUUGGAGUGUGUCCUCCACCGGUACUUCAAUGGAAUCACUGGCAAACUUCAUGUUUUCUCACUUGUAUCUGUAAUGAACCAGUGUGCACAGCUCCACCUUGUGGCCACCUUUAGUCCUGUUUACAUUUCCACUCCACUUGACUUUUUCUUUUCCCUUCCUGAACUGGGCAACCUGAGCUGCUUGAUGUCAGAAGAAGAGAGGCUGAGAUUUGACGGCUCUCUUAGGUUAUUGUUACCAUUUGGUUUACACAUGAUCUGUCUACGGUUGGACAGAGGACAGAAAUUCAGUCCAAUAGCCAGCCACCGUUGUGUGAGAGCUGUAUUCCCGUUCGAGAACCACAGAACUGUCCACUCCAGUGUAAAACACAAGCUGUUCCUCGCCUCCCAGGCCACGCGCUCCAGAAUACGCAGCCUGUAUUGGUGUUAUGCUCUGCGAUACAUGAUCGCAAGUGGCCCGAAACCUUUCAAUUGGGUUGGGCGGGUGGGUGAAGGAAAACAGACAUUUUCCUUUCCCCAUUGCCUGCUGCUCAGCCAGAUGAGCCUUUGAAUUCGCCAAAACACCUGUAGGACCAGAGAAUGCUCGUGGUACAGUUCAGAACUCCAGGCACUCCUAGAAGCAAACUGGAUACUAGCUGUUAUGGGGAAAAAGCUUUCCCUCUGCCAUAGGCAAAUCACCCGUUUAACACCUUCCAGAUUUUGCCUUAGAUAACUUAAUAGAAAUACAGCGGUGGCAUAAUUCUCCCUGCUUAGCAUAGAGGAUCCCGAGGGAAUGCUGCAGAUACUCAGGUGUUGUAAUUAAUGCAGGCCAUUGGAAAGCUGUUAAGGCUGAUCACUGGAGAUUAGGGUGAACAGGUCAUAGGGAUGGUGCCUAGUGUAAAACCCCUACUGCUGAUGACGAGAGCUGUGGAUGCACAAUGGAAGAUCCAAAGCCAAUGUCAAUUCAGUUUUGCACCUUGUGGGCCGUAGUCAGACUUAAGGGUGUAGAGUCCUGUGCACAUGGAGUCCUUUCAUUGACAUCAAGAAGGCUUUGGAUCAGGCCCUACGUGGACAAUUGAUAUCAAUGGGAGGGGUGGGUGAGGGUCUGGGAACAGAGGUUACCCCUUGGCUUUUUUUUUGCUGCGGGGGAUUGUUUUGUGCAGCUCUGGUGCUUGUGAUCAGCCAGUAUAGAGAGGAGCAAGGCUGCCUUUUGGGUAGCCUAUUCCACUGUAAAACAUCAAUACCUUGAACUAAUAUAGCAGGACCAUGAUUGCACAAUGGAGACGUUAAUCCAUGCCCCUUUGGGAUCCACUAAGUGUUCAGCUCAGCAUGGAGAGUAGGUGCACCCCGGUCCUUUUGUGACACUUCUCACUCGCACAGUGACAACAUUAUAUUGACACUCUGUCCCCUGAGGGCUGGCAUGAAGAUACCAGGAGACUGUGUUGUUUUAAACCCACCUUCCCUGCUGAUGUCCAAUUUGUGCCCUCAAGUGGGAGCAUUGCAGUGUAGGGAGGUGUCACUGAAUUCCUAAGGCAGUUUGUGUGUGAACAGAAGCUGCUAGCAGUGGUCUGGGCUCUAACCUGAACUUGGUGCUACAAAGAAGACUGGAUUUGCUCUUGGGUUUACAGUGGAGGUGAAUGUUCUCCAAUUGCUACAGAAUAGAUCAAAAUGUUGGGGGGGGGGAUUAAAUUGAGUUAGUGCUGAUCUGUGAAUUUAAAAAGCACUUACAUUUUGUUUGAAAAGGGAGGUGGGGGAAGUUUUUACCUUAAACUCAGCAUAUUUAGCAAGAUCGCUGCAUUUUGUGCUCACUAGUGCAAGCCUUUAGGAAAAUAUACUGCAGUAAUAAUCUCUAAUGCUACAGCGUAGUGUUACUGCGGAGUUUGAGGCUGUUAUUGCACAGUACUGUAGUCAUGAUGGUUAAGUAUACAAUACUGCAACAGGGUGAAAUGGCAGAAGAUGGGCCCCAAGGAGCUUUGGACCUGACUCUGAGCUAAUGCUGGUGCAGCUCAAUUGACUUCAGCGGAAUCUUUCCUGAUUCAUGCUGUAACAGAGAUCAGGGUCAGGCCUGGUAUUUGGAUCUAGAUUAGGGUUAAGAUAGCAGUUCGAAGCUCUGAGAGCUAGGGAUUGGGUUGUGGUUCAGGUUUGACAGCUGCAAAAAUGGUGUGAGCUGUUCUUGUGAAAUGUUGUCUUGUGGGAUUCUGGGGAGAUCAGCUGAUUUGGGCCAUUUUGAACGGGGGACUUCUGGAUAGAGCAGCUGCUAUAUGAGAUGUUAGCCAUCUUGUGCUGUUCCCCUGGAAAUAUUGGCUGCAUCCAGUCUGAAAACAGAUCCCAUUCACCGCUGGAUCCCCUCCAAAUCCAUCGCAUUUGAGGGGGAAUAUUUGGAAUUGAGCUUCCAGUUUUGCCCCAUUUCUAAGGACAAAUUAAAGAAAAAUGGAGAGUGGUUUUUACAAAUAGGUUAGAUUUUACAUGGUAAUGGGGAAAAGGACACAGUCGGAUGCUGCUGAGUGAAGAAAGGUCUGGCCUUUUCAUCGCUGAAAUCCCACAUAUGCUCUUAAAUACACAGUGCCCAUUCUGGGCCUCUGCAUAGGGCUGAAAUUCACCCCCCACCCCCAAGGCAGUAUCUCAGGUGAAGGGAGGGGCAGACGGCACACAGAGCCUGUUGAGUUGACAAAUUUCAUUGCUCCUGUCUCAGAGGCUGGUUAUUUGUCUUGUUAAUCUGCAGGCAGCUGUAUGUGUUUGGAGAAUAAAUAUUUACCUCCCUUUCCUGUGUUUUUUGGUUCUCCCAGGGUGGAGCUAGGUGGCUAGGACCGAUGGCGAUGUGAUAUUCUUUCUCUUUAACAGAGGACUCACAUUCACUGUAGUGAUUGAUGAGUAGUCUGACUUAAAAGCUGCUCACUGGUUUUAAAAUACAUUUAUUUUUAACAUAAGAUUUGUUUAUAUAUUUAAAAAAGAAAGUAAACAUGAAACAGCUUUCUUUCUUUCUUUCUUUCUUUCUUACUCUUCACAACUUCUUGGUGAUCAACACCGUGUUUGUCGAAAUCUCACUUGUGAAGUUUCUCUAUUCUUCCCUCCCCUCUCCAUUCUUUUCCUCUCCUCCCGGGGAGGGUUCAUGAUCAAUUUGCUGCUUUCUCAUGGCCUUAGAACAUGAAGGGAGUAAGAGGUGCGGAGCUUGGAAAACUUUUUGGGAUUUCUCUGUCUUAUGCAGAGAUCAAAGCGCCUGUUUUGAACUUUUCUUGAUUUGCUGGUAUCAGAUGAUUAUUGUUUAAUGUAAUAAAAUCUGUUACAUACAA